Misgurnus anguillicaudatus (oriental weatherfish) is the source of this 3622-nucleotide messenger RNA. The record is from RefSeq and is a predicted model, not a curated record. Lineage: Eukaryota; Metazoa; Chordata; Actinopteri; Cypriniformes; Cobitidae.
CAAAGCGUCCUGGUGACGACGCUGCGUGACGCGUUACGUACGAUGACGUCGGAGGUCAGAACGUAUGUGCGCACUUCCUGGAAGAGGAGAAACAUAAAUCAAAAUGGGACACACAAUUUUGGAGAGAAUCGUUGCACUUCAGAAGCGAACGUCAAACAUCAGGAAUCUGUGUAUUUUGGCUCAUGUGGAUCACGGGAAGACAACAUUAGCAGAUUGUUUGGUUGCGAGCAAUGGCAUCAUAUCCAGUCGCUUAGCAGGAAAGUUGAGAUACUUGGACAGUAGAGAAGAUGAGCAGAUCAGAGGAAUCACUAUGAAGUCCAGCGCCAUUUCAUUACAUUACACAACAGGAGAAGAGGAGUACCUCAUAAAUCUGAUCGACUCUCCGGGUCACGUGGAUUUCUCCUCUGAGGUGUCCACUGCCGUCAGAUUGUGUGAUGGAGCCAUUGUUGUUGUUGAUGCAGUGGAGGGGGUGUGUCCACAGACACAAGUUGUUUUACGUCAGGCUUGGCUGGAGAACAUCCGUCCUGUGCUCGUCAUCAACAAAAUCGACCGCCUGAUCGUGGAACUGAAACUCACUUCACAAGAGGCGUUCACACAUCUGCAGAAAAUACUGGAGCAGGUGAACGCAGUUACAGGAACGUUAUUCACUUCUAAAGUUUUGGAGGAACGUGCAGAGAAAGACACCGCAGCUCAGAGCAGCUGCCCGGAGAACAGCAAUGGAGAUCAGGUGUACGACUGGAGCGCAGGUCUGGAGGAAACAGACGACUCGGAUCUGUACUUCAGCCCUGACCGGGGUAAUGUGGUGUUUGCCAGCGCUAUCGACGGCUGGGGUUUCAGGAUCCAUCAGUUUGCUGAGAUGUACAGUCAAAAGAUGGGCAUCCGCUCCUGGGUUCUGCUUAAGACCCUUUGGGGAGAUUACUACCUCAAUCUCAAAGCCAAGAAAAUCAUGAAGGGAGCACAGUCCAAAGGAAAGAAGCCCCUGUUCGUCCAGCUCGUCCUGGAUAAUAUCUGGAGUCUGUAUGAUGCCGUGAUCACUCGAAGGGACAAAGAGAAGGUGGAAAAGAUGGUGACGUCAUUGGGGUUAAAGGUCAUGGCUCGUGACCUUAGGCACUCGGACCCCAAAGUGCUGCUCAGUGCCAUUUGUAGUCAGUGGCUUCCUGUUUCUCAGGCUGUGCUCUCGAUGGUUUGUGAAAAGCUGCCCAGUCCGGCUGAGAUGUCGUCUGAGAGAGUUGAAAAGCUGAUGAGCGUGGGAGUGCGCAGGUUUGAUUCUCUGCAUGAGAAAACGCAAGAGCUAAAAAAAGCAUUCCUAGACUGUUCGGCUGAUGGGACGGCGCCGGUAAUCGUCUUUGUGUCGAAAAUGUUUGCUGUGGACGCCAAAUCUCUUCCACAGAACAAACAGAGGCCGUUGACUCAGGAAGAGAUCGCCCAGCGAAGGGAACUGGCCAGGCAGCGGCACGUUGAGAGACAAACGACCAAUCAAAGUGCAGAAACCCCAGGGUCACCUGAUGAUGGAGGGGCUUCAAUCCCAUCAACCCCUGACACCAACAGUGUCACAGAUACUCUGUGUGCGCAGGCGGAGGCUCUUUCUGUCAAAGCUGCGGUCGAGGAUGAAAGCAAAGAGCAUUUUGUGGCAUUCGCUAGGGUCUACAGCGGAGUCGUCAGAAAAGGUCAAAGGGUUUUUGUGCUCGGACCCAAAUACGACCCGUCGCUGGCGCUGAGAACGCUGCCGGAAGGUUGUUCGGUGGCUGAUGAGUUGCCUGCCGUUCCUCACAUGGCCUGCUGUACCGUGGACAAACUUUACCUGCUGAUGGGCCGUGAGCUGGAAGAAUUAGAUGAAGUUCCUUCAGGAAAUGUUCUCGGUAUUGGCGGAAUGGAGGAAUUCAUUCUCAAGUCGGCCACCAUCUCAACGUCGCCCGCCUGCCCGCCCUUCACGCCACUCAACUUUGAAGCCACACCCAUCGUCAGAGUCGCAAUUGAACCCAAGCAUCCAAGUGAGAUGCCGAAGCUGGUACGAGGUAUGAAGCUGCUGAACCAGGCUGACCCGUGUGCGGAGGUGUUGAUACAGGAGACAGGAGAACAUGUUCUGGUUACUGCAGGGGAGGUGCACCUGCAGCGCUGCCUGGAUGACUUGAGGGAGAGGUUUGCUAAAAUCGAGAUCAGUGCUUCCGAACCAAUCAUACCCUUCCGUGAGACGAUCAUCCGGCCGCCCAAGGUGGACAUGGUGAACGAGGAAAUGGGCAAGCAGCAGAAGGUGGCCGUGAUUCACCAGGUAAAAGAGGAUCAGACCAAGUAUCCCGAAGGCAUCCAGGUGGAUUCCACCGGUCUGGUCAUCCUCACCACCCCUAACAAGAUGGCCACGGUCAGGGUACGGGCUAUCCCUCUUCCAGAGCAAGUGACCCAUCUGCUGGAGGACAACGUAGAGGUCAUACGCACAAUGGAGCAGUUCAGCAUGUCCGUCCGGGAGGGCAAGACUCUGGAAAUCAACCAGAAAAUCUUGGAGAACAUCCAGGACUUUAAGGUCAAACUGGAGAGCCACCUGCAGGGCCACAAAUGGAGAGGCGCCGUGGAGCGUAUCUGGGCGUUCGGUCCGCGCCGCUGCGGGCCAAACAUUCUUCUCAACAGCAUCGAAAGCUACCGGAGGCCUUCCGUAUGGCAGUGUUUGGCCCACGAGAAAGAAAAGCCAGAGAGUUUAACGUUCAGAGACUUUGACAACAGCAUCGUUAGUGGCUUUCAAUUGGCAACGCUCGCCGGCCCCAUGUGCGAAGAACCCUUGAUGGGUGUUUGCUUCUCGGUAGAAACUUGGGACAUGAACUUUCAGAAGGACUUGGUUGAUAAGGAGCCCAGUACGGACACCCAAAGUGGAAGUUCGGUGGACUGUUACGGGCCUUUCUCGGGUCAGCUCAUCGCCACCGUGAAGGAGGCCUGCCGUUACGCCUUUCAAGCCCAACCUCAGCGACUGAUGGCUGCGACGUACACCUGCGAGAUCAUGGCCACUGCUGAAGUCUUAGGUCGCGUGUAUGGUGUUUUAUCUAAGCGUGAAGGACGAGUCCUGCACGAGGAGAUGAAGGAAGGGACCGACAUGUUCAUUAUUAAAGCUGUACUUCCUGUUGCCGAGAGCUUCGGAUUUGCUGAUGAAAUCAGGAAGAGGACCAGCGGCCUGGCCAGUCCACAGCUAGUGUUCAGCCACUGGGAGGUGAUCUCCAGUGAUCCGCUCUGGGUGCCCACUACAGAGGAGGAGUAUUUGCACUUUGGAGAAAAAGCCGACUCAAGCAACCAGGCCCUAAAAUACAUGAACGCCGUACGGAGACGCAAGGGACUCUACGUGGACGAGAAGAUCGUAGAACAUGGAGAAAAACAGCGAACUCUCGGCAAAAACAAAUGAACCACCGGAGGCGCUCUUUUCAUUCACAACACACAGACAUCAUCUGAAGAGAAUCUGAAGUUUUGUUUAUACUGUAAUGGAUCCUGUGCAUAGUUUUGUCAAAUUGGUUGAUUAAAUAAUGGUCAAAAUGUGUCAGUGGGUGAGAAGUGAAAACUGUGUGCACUAAUCUAUUGUAAACACAUAAAUCUGUAAUGCUGUAUUUAUUGUUAUAAUACACUAAUAAAAUACGGCAAGCAGUUA